CCGUCAUAUAUAAAAAAAGACCACCGCUUGUGAGUCGUCAGGAUAUGAGUCACGUGACCACACGGGGCAAACUACGUGCAGAUCGCCUACUGGUCUGCCCCGCUACUGUGGGGUUUGGGCGAGCCUCGGUUUAGGCAAUGAGGGAAAAGGGGAAGGCGUCCUAAUCUCAACUUUAACCACAGUCGAUUCUUACCAAGCCUCAAACUAUGUCUUUUCUUACAUUAUAAAGGCGUGCCUAGUUAUGGUUAUAAUUGAUUCGUAUUUGUAUCAGCUAUAAAUAUAGAAUAUGGCGUCAAAUACCACGCAUGAUCGUCAUCGGCUCCAGUGUGAUCACCCCCGUUGCAAGAGGUCAUACUUGCGAGCAGAACAUCUAAAUCGACACAAGCUUACUCAUAAACAACGUGCUUUUGCAUGUUAUCUCUGCAACCGGCAAUUUACUCGGAAUGAUUUGCUUCAGGUCCAUCUCCGAAGACACGAGAGUAGAACCCUUGAAAAUACUGAGACCCAGCGGGAUCCUACACCGCCACAUCAGGGGCAUCGUGAUGCCUUGCUAAGAAGAACCAACCCGCUGUGGAAUGAGGGCUUGUCCAUUCCAACCUUUCACGGAAGGCCAAUCUUCGCUACGUCCAAUGUCACAGAACCAUUAGAUUCCAUAUCUCUUGAAGAGGAAUCAGCGUUUGAAAAUUCCAACUUACUACACCAUGGAUUUACUACAACCUCAGAGGAUGCUUACCUAGAAGAAUAUGAGGGUCUACAAAUAUCAGAUGAGAGCCAUAGGUCUUUGAUGGAGGAGUUCCCCGGACUUAAUUAUAUCCUAAAAGACAAGGGUGUUAUAGAGGGAUACUUCGAAUAUGGACUUACAUAUUUAGAUGCCAACAUGCCCUUCGUUCAUGUGCCCACGUUACAUAUGUUACCGCUUUCGUCUCUUCUCCUCCUGGCGAUUUGCUGUUUGGGGGGAAUACUCAGCCCGAUCUCUGAUGCCAAACAAGCAGCAAGAAUAUUCGAAAAAAGUAUUCUCCAACAGAUACAGUCUGCCAUUUUAACUGAACUAGAGCCAUCUAAUGACUCUUUACAAGUAAUGGUGAUAGUCGAAUAUAUAGGGCAUUAUUCUUCAACUGGUGAACAACAUAGAAUAGCCAAUUUAAUCCAUGAAUUGGUUAUACUUCACGUCCGACGCAAACGCCUUUCACUUCACAGUUAUGAUGCCAGCGUAUGCGGUGAAGAGUCCCUUAACGGCCGAUGGAGAAGCUGGGCACAGCAUGAAGCCUUGAUCAGAUUGGUGCAUUGCCUCUUUCUUAACAAUACUCUACAUUCCAUCCAUUUCACGUAUCCAAACCUACAGCUAGCCAGCUUGCUAAAGCUUCCUCUUCCAUGUUCAUCGAACCUGUGGAACGCCAAAACGCUAAAUGAGUGGAAAAGAGAGGUUUCCCAAAUUAAACCUGAAGUAGGAACUUGCUACCUACAAACAGCAAUGCGAAUCCUUUUAGGAGACAGUCAAAGAUCCGAUAACAGAAUAGUCCAGGGAGAUUUCGAAGAGAAUCCGUUCUCCAUGUGCAUCUUAAUACAAGGUAUUGCAUCCGCAGUAAUCGAACUCAACCAAGCGAUGCCAUCUACUUCUUCGAAUGCAGUUCGACUCCUCAAAUCAGCAGACUUCAAAGCUGCCUUAGCUCAGUGGUGGGAGCACUUCAGCAAAAUGGACGACAAAAUACGAGAAGAAGAGAUGGCCAUAUCGGCUCUCAUUUACUACCACUUUACCUACAUUCUCUUAUAUGUGGACGUUAGCAGAAUUGCGAUGGCAGCUGGUAUUCCACACGCCCACGAUAAUGCCGACCCAUUGGAACAAGAUGGCGAGGCCCAAGCAAAUUUAAAUGGAGAACGAGUUUACCCCCAUCUACUAAAAAUCUUACAACUCUGCUUGGAUGAACGACAUAAACCUUCGCUAAGGCCAUUGGAUAGAGGUUAUACUGAAUUUCUAACGGUGCUCAUAUACUCUGUGUACCUCACAGAGCUCGAAGAUCAGAAAACACGGCAACCAGAUCGAAACCGAGACAGGACAGGGGAGCAUCUUCAACCAAUCGCCCCCUUAGAUCUUAUUGCAAUGAAAAUCGAUGUACACAGAACUAUGAGGGCUGUGCAAGAUCGACUAGUUUGCAGCUCUUGGGAGCUAGGUCAAGAGGCUAGUCAAGUUCUCGACUCAAUUUUAGGAGGAACAAGUCUCAUGUGAUUUAUUUAUACGAAGAAUAAUGACUACAUGCUACUUGGUCUCUGCCGACGUGUAUAGAUACUGGUGGGCUCCUAGGUGGUGUCCGUGGCCCACCCAGUGCCUCUUUUACACACGCGAAACAUCCUCAAACUCUACUGCCCUUUCUUUGGGAGUAGCUGGAGUAUCUUCCUGCUGCGCACCACUUGAUUCAUCAUCACAUCCAGCCGCCCUAUUAAGAACCCUUUCAAUCCUCGCCUUGGGCUCGUGGAGCGUUGCCACAACCUCAUCACCAAAGAAUGCCGAAAUAUCCUCCAAUGUAACACCCUUCGUCUCCGGCAAGAAAAAAUAAUACACAAACCCAGCCGCUGCCGUGCAUACGAUGAAGACGAUAUAAAAUAAAUACCCAAUGUCGUUGUAUAUCUGGAGACCGACCUGCUGAAGAAUGACGCUAAUGACCUGCCCCCAAAAUGUGGAUAUGGCCAAUCCUUGUGCACGCAGCUUUGUUGGAAAUAUCUCGGAGAGAUAAACCCACACUGUCCCAAACAUGAAGACGGAGUACACAAAUGAAUGAACAAAAAUGAAGGCAACAGCAGCUGCUUUGCCAGCUUCGUUCGUGGAGCCGGUGUAUAGUUUCGAAAGAGGCAUGAGAAUGAUUAAAUCGAUAAGCAACGUUACUGCCCCGAUCCCUAUAAUGAAAUCAGCGGGAGACAUAAAGCUAGGGCCAAAUGAAAGACUUACACAUGGAAGUUCUUCGACCCAUUCUGUCAGCCACAAAGCCAAUGUUUACCAGGACUCCGACAAAGCCAGCGAGCCCAUAAAACCCGGAGAAAAAGAGUGUCUGAAGUCCUGGGAAUCCAAUCUGGGUGAAAAGCUGCGAUUGAUAGGCGGUAAUGACUGGUGUUCCGCCCAAAUUGUUGAAAACAGUUAUGAAUAUACCAAGUGCUAUUCUUUUCCGUGCUGAGGGGGUUUUGAAACACUCUCUAAAUCCGCCUUGGCCUUCGAUAGAGAUUUGUUCAUGCAUUUGGGUGAACUCUCUACUGACAUAGUCCUCUCCAAGCAUACCGUGGACUCUCAUAAGAACUGAUGCAGGUCAGCAGAUGAUAUGUUAUGCGUAAAAGAAAAUCUUACUUUCGUAUGCCUCCUGAUCCCGCUCUUUCUUUAUCACUGGGACGUGUUAGACCGUUUUAAAAAGGGGAGAGAGAAUUCCAUACACCACCGAGGAGAUUCUGGAAGGAAGAAUCCCCCAACGAAAAGGAUUACUGCGAACGGAGCUUGGCAGCCAAGUGGGAUUCUCCAUUGUGCAUUUCCAGUUGCGAAAAAACAUGCGUAGCCGACCCAGUUCGAGCAGAGAACACCAAAGGAGGCCAUGGCAGCAAACAGACCAACAAUCAUUCCUCUGUACUUGGGCAGGGCAAGCUCUGCAUUGUACACCGGGACUAUUGAUAGUAGGACUCCAAUUGGAAGGCCUGCAAUGACUCGACCAGCAAUGAUCAUACCGAUGUUUAUGGCAGCUGUCUGUAUAACGGUCCCGACAAUGACUGUAGCUGACUUAGAUAAACGAAUGGCAGACACUACAUUUUGCAUGCUUACCGACAGCGGCGGAUCCAACAAUGCAUCUCUUUCUUCCAAAUCGAUCUGCCAUCCAUCCGGAAGAAAGCCCUCCAAUUGCUGUUCCAGCCGUGUACGUCGAUGCUAUAGUUCCUGAAUCGGUGAGGACUCUGCCUAUUCUUAGUGAAAGGGUACACAAUACCUGUCAAAACCGCAUUGCCAAGCUUGUUGUGAAACAUAUAGAUUUUAAAGCUAGGAUGGGCGAUGGUUGUACUAAAGAUGCCUAAGUAGUUGUUAGCUCACAGCACAAGCUGUGGUGAAGCACACGUUUACCAGUAUCAAAGCCGAGUAGAAAG
Pseudogymnoascus verrucosus is the source of this 4107-nucleotide messenger RNA. RefSeq lists its product as uncharacterized. The record is from RefSeq and is a predicted model, not a curated record. Lineage: Eukaryota; Fungi; Ascomycota; Leotiomycetes; Thelebolales; Thelebolaceae. Gene Ontology annotation, biological process: DNA-templated transcription; regulation of transcription by RNA polymerase II. The transcript has 9 exons. Gene Ontology annotation, molecular function: RNA polymerase II cis-regulatory region sequence-specific DNA binding; DNA-binding transcription factor activity, RNA polymerase II-specific; zinc ion binding. Bases 287 to 2224 code for a protein of 645 amino acids. Gene Ontology annotation, cellular component: chromatin.